AAAAUGCAACUACCAGUUGCUCCUUCCAGCAACAAUCAGUUUCACAUGUACCCAGAUUCUGGAGAACCAGAGCUAUGGAGAUUUGGAAAUUUCAGUGAGGAAAGCAUAUCCUCUUGGCCUUCAACUGCUUCCAGGUUUAAUAUUGAACAUGAAGAAAAUUACAAGAGCUUAAAAACUGAAGAACCGUAUCCAUCUUUCAAAGAGCACUCGACAGACCAGCAAAGGAAUUCUGAACCAAGGUCAAGCAUGGGAGAUGAUCAACCUUCCCACUACAGUCACCAAUGUGUGGGAAACCUAACCUUCCAAUCAGAAAAUACAUCAGCCACAGAGCCUGUAAAGCAUACUGAACCACUUCUGCGAAAUAAGUGUGGUAGCGAGCAGCAUGUCCAAAAUGUACAAAAAAUCCAAAAGGCAGAAAAGGAAAGUAAAACUCCAAAAGGAAAAAAAGGAAAGGCUGAUGAGGGCGAGAAAAAUAAUGCAGUUGACUGGGACAUUUUGAGAAAGCAGGCACAAGCCAAUGGUAGGAAAACAGAAAGAAAUAGAGAUACAAUGGACUCUCUGGACUAUGAAGCACUCAUAAAUGCUAAUGUCAAAGAAAUAUCUGAUGCAAUCAAGGAGCGAGGGAUGAACAACUUGCUAGCGGAACGAAUGCAGGAAUUCCUAAAGCGACUGGUUAGAGAACAUGAAAGCACCGAUCUGGAAUGGUUAAGAGAUGUUCCCCCUGAUAAAGCAAAGGAUUAUCUAUUAAGCAUACGAGGAUUGGGCUUGAAAAGUGUGGAGUGCAUCCGGCUUUUGACACUUCACCACCUUGCUUUCCCGGUUGACACAAAUGUUGGAAGGAUAGCAGUAAGACUGGGAUGGGUCCCCCUCCAACCAUUACCCGAAUCACUGCAGUUACACCUCUUAGAACUGUACCCAAUGCUGGAGUCGAUUCAAAAGUAUUUAUGGCCAAGAUUGUGCAAACUUGAUCAACUAACCCUUUACGAGCUGCACUACCAGAUGAUUACAUUUGGAAAGGUAUUUUGUACAAAGAGUAAACCAAAUUGCAAUGCAUGUCCAAUGAGAGGAGAAUGUAGACACUUCGCAAGUGCUUUUGCAAGUGCAAGACUUGCCCUGCCAGGGCCAGAAGAGAAGAGAAUUGUCAGUUCAAAUGUUUCCAUUGAACCCGAGAUAAAUCCCACCAUAGCUGUCACUCCUAUGUCACUGCCUCCGCCUGAGAACAACUCACUCCUGAUAGCAGGUACUGUAACUAAAGAGUGUGAACCAAUAAUCGAAGAGCCAGCAACACCAGAACAAGAGUUGACAGAGCUAUCAGAAAGUGAAAUUGAGGACUUCUUCUAUGAAGAUACUGAUGAGAUUCCUACCAUCAAACUCAACAUGAAAGAGUUCACAUCGACAUUUCAAAACUAUAUGCAAGAGAAGAAGCUCCAAGAAGGUGACAUGUCCAAAGCCUUAGUUGCCUUGAAUCCAGAAGCUACUUCUAUCCCUACGCCCAAGCUGAAGAAUGUCAGUAGACUACGAACGGAGCACCAAGUGUAUGAACUACCUGAUUCGCAUCCACUCUUGGAAGGGAUGGAUAGACGGGAACCAGAUGAUCCAAGCCCAUACCUUCUAGCUAUAUGGACACCAGGGGAGACUGCAAAUUCAAUUCAACAACCAGAAAGCAGGUGUUGCUCCCAAGAUCAAAACAAAUUGUGCAAUGAGAAGACAUGCUUUUCAUGCAAUAGUAUAAGAGAAGAAAAUUUGCAAACCGUCAGAGGGACGAUUUUGAUACCUUGUAGAACAGCAAUGAGAGGGAGCUUCCCCCUCAAUGGCACAUACUUUCAAGUUAACGAGAUGUUCGCAGAUCAUGAAUCUAGUCAUAACCCAAUUGAUGUUCCAAGGGGGUGGAUAUGGAAUUUGCCAAGACGGACCGUAUACUUUGGAACUUCGGUAUCAACAAUUUUCAAAGGUCUAUCAACAGAGGGAAUUCAAUACUGCUUUUGGAGAGGAUAUGUUUGUGUGAGGGGAUUUGAAAAGAAAACAAGAGCACCACGGCCCUUAAUGACCAGAUUGCACUUCCCAGCGCGUAAGAUGACCAAGACAAAAAAUGAAGAGAAGAAAUAAAACUGACCAUGAUGGCACAGAGAAGAUUAUUCAUCAGAUAUACAGAAGACUACUGACUGUGUGAGAAGAACAAUGACUAACAAAUUCUAGCACAUUUAAUUAUUCUUCCUCUACCAUGAGAUGCACACAUUGUACGAUGGGCGGGCAGUGGAAAGCCAGCACCAUUCAGGAAAUGUGAGGUCUCGUGACGAGUUGAUUAUAUUCUGUACAGAAUAGUUUAAUAAAUUCCGAGAAAGGAGUAAUCCA
Molecule: messenger RNA, 2352 nt
Organism: Pyrus x bretschneideri (Chinese white pear)
Lineage: Eukaryota; Viridiplantae; Streptophyta; Magnoliopsida; Rosales; Rosaceae
Product: transcriptional activator DEMETER-like
Exons: 16
Coding region: 4-2106 (700 amino acids)
Biological process (GO): base-excision repair
Molecular function (GO): 4 iron, 4 sulfur cluster binding; DNA demethylase activity; DNA N-glycosylase activity
Source: RefSeq, a predicted model, not a curated record